Molecule: messenger RNA, 1023 nt
Organism: Humulus lupulus (European hop)
Lineage: Eukaryota; Viridiplantae; Streptophyta; Magnoliopsida; Rosales; Cannabaceae
Exons: 6
Coding region: 385-1023 (212 amino acids)
Biological process (GO): proteolysis
Molecular function (GO): cysteine-type peptidase activity
Source: RefSeq, a predicted model, not a curated record
GAAGAAGCUGAGAUCCCUAUUCCCUUUGGUAACGUACGAUAUGUUGGGGACGCACGAGACACAUUCCUGCCUUGGCCUAAAAAUUUAAUUGUGGCUUGUCAGGGUCCAUCUUCAUCUAAUCACAAAUCCCUAUCACGAAGCCCACAUUUAUCAUCAGUUGGAUCUCACGUAGUCAUCCCCGCUGAAAUAACUCAACCAGAACCUUCAAAUUGGUUAACAGAUAACCAAUGGGACAAAAUUGAUCUGAGUCUAAAAUUUAUAGUGAAGGAGUAUUAUUCCAAUAAAGGAAUAGAUGGGGUUGUACAAGUUCCCGUUGACCCGGAGUUUAUAGGAGAACGCGAGGCUAUCUUCAUCACUUCGGAAGACGUUUAUCAAGCAGCCUCCAUGGAUAAUAUUGGAUCCUCAGCUAUGCUGUUUGGUAUGAGAUGCAUUUGGGAAAGCAUGCACCCAAAUUCACGACAAUUAUAUAAAUUUUUUGACACCGAACAUCUUUCUAUUGGCAAUGAUGAAAGUAAAAACUAUACGGUGGAUCUUAUAGCCAAAUGGAUGAUGACUAUGGAUAGACGAGGCCAAGUAUAUUUCAUUCCUUGGAUUGUUGAUCGACAUUGGAUGUUGGUGCUCAUGAUGAUGCGGGGGAUGACCAUAAUUUUGGACCCUUUAAAAAAUCAUAAAUCUCCACCAAUAAUUACAGAGGUUAUGGAAAAAGCAUACGCACAAUGUUUGGAAAAUGAAUACAUCGGCACAUUUACAAAAUUGGUGAGAGGUUCUUGUCCAAAACAACCUGAAAGUCAUGAAUGUGGUUAUUAUGUACUAAGAUACAUUUAUGAUCUUGUAAAUGCAUCGAAUCCAGCAGAAGUUAUCAAGAAGAAAGCUUCCACUAGCCAGAGGGAAACAACAACACCACCUACUCAGGAUAAUAACUCCCAAGCAAGGGGGGAUGAACAACCCCGUUCGAUUGAUGGAGAAGAUGUCAUAACCAUUUCAGGGGGAUCACAUAUCGCAGGAUUGGGCAGGAACGCCUAG